Molecule: messenger RNA, 2670 nt
Organism: Acytostelium subglobosum LB1
Lineage: Eukaryota; Evosea; Eumycetozoa; Acytosteliales; Acytosteliaceae
Exons: 4
Coding region: 1-2670 (889 amino acids)
Source: RefSeq, a predicted model, not a curated record
AUGAAUGUAGCUGGUGAGCUGACUGCACAACAAACAUUCACUGUCAACCCAUAUGUCUAUGUAGACAGUGUCAGUCCUCUGAUGUUCCCAUUCACCGGUGGCAAACUUACAAUCACCGGAUCAUUCUUGGGCAAUAGUACAUACACCUCUAGUGUCACACUUGGCAAUGGAGAGGACAACAGAGACUGUGGAUCACACAUCUACUCUGAUGAUCAGACCAAACUCAUAUGCACUCCCGCAUCAUUCUUUGAGGACUCUGAAGUAAGCGUCAGUGUCUAUCAACCAAACUACAACAUCAUUUCAUCAGCCUACUCAAUUAACUUCAGGAGAUUUGAAAUUACAUCUCAUCAACAGAAUGAAAGACUGGUAACACUAAAUGGACAGUACUUUGAUUUGUAUCCUUCUAUUAUGCUUGCAGCUGGAGGUGGUAGUACCAACAAUGUGUCGUGCACCAACAUCACAUGUCAGUUUACCAUUACACAUGAUAUGACUGCCAAUGGCACCCUCAUGAUGGUUGACCUAACUCCAGGAUCAACAGCCUCAUUCACUUAUGAGAUACAAUGGAUACCAUUGAUUCUAUCAUUCCAGACUAUAUUCCCAUCUGAUGAUCCAUAUUAUACGGACACUUUGAAGAUUUGGACUCAGAUGAUUGAGACGGCACAGACAGUGGACAUUACUUUUAAUUCUAUUAAGGGUGAUCCAACUGCUCCAUUCAAUGUCCCUUAUGGCAAUCCUAUAAGUAUAACAUUGCCAGACCUUGUUGGAGAGAUAGUUAUUGAUCUUGCCAACCAGGGUUUAGCCACCUCAUUCAACUAUACAUACCUAGCACCAAGGAUUGACACUGUCUAUCCUGAGACAAUUGACGAGGUUGCCUAUGUUGGUGUGUUAGGCAAGUACCUCGCUCAACCAAGAGUCGGUGACAAUCCAAGUCGUGACUCUGAGUUGAAUCCCAAGAUUGGUGGUAUCGUAUCCAAAGAGUUCCAACUCUCUGGUCACUGGAACUAUACCUACGUCCGAACAAUGUUACCAAACGACACCAGAUCAGGCCUAAUGACUCUCACCAUAGGAGGACAGGUCAGUCAGAAGUUUGUUACCAUAAGACCCGAGAUCAAGGGUGUAACAUCACCACCAACUGCUGGAGGAGUUGUUACCAUCACUGGAUACUAUUUGGCACCAAUGUCAUAUAACAACACGAGUGUGUUGAACAUCACUGUCAGCGGCAAAGAGUGCAGGAAUAUAACAAUGAUUGGUGAUCUAUCAAGUGUACCAUACUACACUUUGACUUGUGUUGCGGUUGCAGGCAGUGGAAAUACAACAGCAGUGUUUAAUGAUCAGGAUAUCUGGAAGAUGCAAUAUCAAUCACCAUCCAUCGACUCUGUCACAUCAACUGUCAAGGGAAAGGCUGGCAAUGUUACCAUCACAGGAUCAAACUUUGCCGAUGUCAGCCAGAUCACCGUCACAAUUGGAUCCAACCCAUGCUCUAUACCCACGGUCAACGACAACUUCACUCAGAUCACUUGUCAGUUUUCGUCCGAUGUUGAGCCACCUUCAUCACUUCUCUGGCGCCAGCUGUUUGCUUCAACCCCAACUACCAAAGACGUGUCGCUCCCAGUGACCGUGACAGUGAACGGAGUGUCAACGACUCAAUCAAAGUUCAUCUACAGUGUGAACAAGGAUGUUUGUGAUAGUCCAUGUGGUGAGCAUGGCACAUGCGUCAAUGGUGAAUGUCAGUGUCAAUCAGGAUUCACUGGCAUCACAUGUUCUAUGGCCAUGGACACGAAUGAUGCAGUUGAUGUCCCAGUGCCCUUGAACAACUCGACAGACAUGGUGUUGGGCUCCAAGGCCAAGAGUGUCCAGUUCAACAUAUCCAUCGCCGGCAUCAAUGAGAGGACUUCCACAGGUGACCUGGCCAAGUCAAUCAACAUGACCAACAUAUCUUGGAACAUGAUCAGCAGCACCAACGAUGACAAAGGCAAUGUACACAGGAUAUACAACACAUCAUUGGAGGGUGCUCCCGGAUUCGAGUUGAUUGCCGAGAUGACAGUGUUCACGGACAACCAACAAUAUGACUUUGAAGGCGACCAGUUCCAAGUGACCAAGAGCUCGAUCAAGUACAAGAUCACACUCAACAAGUGGCCGUUCGCAGCAUUGACCAACUACCUUGAGGUGCAAUUCCAGUCGGUGGCAGGACCACAACCAACAUGUGAUGGAGCAGAGGUCAAUGCCAAGGUCGGAAGCACGACCACCAACAAGAAGGACUCACUUCGUCUCAUGGAGAUCCAGCAAGGCACAGGUCUACUGCGUGCAUUCUAUUCCGAUCGUCUAUUAGUCGAUGGUCGUGUGUCCUACAGUCAAGUGUCAUACAGUCAGCCUGACAACUCAUCAACAUUGAUUGUGAUCACUUCACUGAGCAUCCCACAAUUCAAUCAGAGUGCAGUGAUUGAUCCAAACUAUGCAUCUCUAUUGGUUGUGAAUGAAGAGUUGCCAACAUGUCAGCAGACAUCAUCAUCGAGGAAAUGGGUGAUACCAGUGAUCGUUGUAUGUUCAAUAAUUGGAGUUGCAUUGUUGGUCAUCACUGGAGUGUUGAUCGCCAAGCGUAACAGACUCAGACUAUUGAUGGCUGGUGUGAAGCUGCGACAAAUGUCCAGAAGGAGUAGUAAUAAAUAUUAA